Molecule: messenger RNA, 5778 nt
Organism: Acanthoscelides obtectus
Lineage: Eukaryota; Metazoa; Arthropoda; Insecta; Coleoptera; Chrysomelidae
Source: the annotation of a GenBank genome assembly
GUUGACAUUUGUGGUUGACAACCUGGAAGUUGUGUGUUCUGUGUUGUGUGUAUUUCUAAUUUUUAUUAGUGUAUAUCUGCCCCUCAUGUACGUUGUAGUUUACUUUUUGGCGCCAUAAAUAUAUGAAAAAGAUAAUUAUAAAUGUCCGAAAUGGAGUCUAAUGUGAAGAAAUACAUCAUUAGUGUUCUCACCUCGUCACCACUUACUAUGACGAUAAAUCAGCUGAGUAAGGACUACAGAAAUAUGCUCGGGGAGGAAAUACCAUACCACAAAUUAGGAUACAAUUCCAUGGAACAUUUCUUGAAAUCUAUCUCUGAUACAGUACAGGUUAAAGGCAGUGGGCCCAUGGCAACUGUACUCCCUGUCAUUUCUGAAAAGUCCAAGCAUAUAAAUGAACUUGUUACAAAUCAAAAGAUAACUAGGAAAAAGACUUCACACAGGCAAUCCUUCCCCAUUCAACAGAGGAAACAUCUCCAAUAUCAAAAACCAGUAAUCACAAAUCCUUACAAACAACCUGGUACACAACCUCAACGCCACAAGAUUUUUUAUCCACCAAGCGAGAGCAGUUCCUCAUAUCAAAGCUAUCCUGAGAAACCAGUCCAAAAACCAGUUGAUGAACCAGUCGAGAGACCCAAUCAGCAACCAGUUCUGAAUACAAGUACACCUGAAAAUCGUGAACGAAAUCCCUCUAAGUUGAAUUUAGCGACAAAUAAAUUGCCCGAGAAGAGCCCAGAUAUUUAUAAGAGGAUUGUUGAUAGUCAUAUGCCAAAAUCUAGCUCAAGUGUUGAAGAAAAGAGUGAUUCGCAAAAUUCCGCUGGCUGUGGCAGAACUAAAAAACUUUUAUUCGAUAGAAUACCGGCUGAGGUAGGCGAUAUUCAAAGCAAUGUCCCUCUACCAAUAAGAGAAAAUCUAAGGUUUUUGAUAGGACAACAUGAAAAUGGGAUAUGGUGUGCAGAUCUUCCCAAACUCUAUAGGUCAAUGUUUUGCAAGGAUAUAAACUAUGAAGAUUUUGGUUAUGCAAGCUUGAGCCAACUUUGCAUAUCGUUACCCUCAAUAUUCCACUAUUGUCGUCCUUCUGAUUCUGAUUUCAGAUUGUAUGAUAGAAACAAACCCUUGCCACCAAGUGCAGAGACAAAAUUCACUGUUGCCAGUUAUACUGUUGGAAGUAAAAAUCUAAAUGAAGGUGAAAUCUGUGCUUUGCCAAAUAUUGAGUGGGACGAUGUGGAGAGCUUUCUGCCAGAAAGCGUAUAUAAACCUGGUAACGAAAUACCUAGAGAGUUUGUACCACCUGAAACAAAGGAGGGCGAUACAAUCAAGAUUGGAGUUGGUGAAGUGUUUGAUUUGUCCAAGUUUUGGGUAUAUUUAGAUGAUGGAAAUUUGGACAAUCUCAUGGAUGAAUUGCAGGAUUUCUAUGCAACAAAUGCCUCACGAUACUCGAUGAAUGAAAGUUUGAUAAGAGAAGGGGUCUACUGUGCAAAAAUUAUUUAUGGAGAGUAUCAUAGGGCAGUCAUUGUUGAUGUUUUACCCGAGGUCAAAGAUAGUAUAAAGGUGUUCUUCAUUGAUUACGGUACGAUGACCAAAGUACCAAUCAAGGACAUCUGUUUCUUACACGAGAGGUUCGCUGAGCUGCCAGCGCAAGCGAUCCGGUGUCGCUUGGCCGACAUUUGCCCGACACAAGAAUGCGUGCCUUGGAGUCAUGACGCCACUGUAACGUUCAGAAACAUGACCAGGGAUCGAACCAUCGAUGCUAAAGUGGCUAGGAUAAACAGGAAGGAACAAAUUCUGGAAGUGUACCUGAUCGACGUCACCAAUCCAUCCAAGCCAUUUUGCAUCAACACAAGAUUGGUAGAACUUGGACUAGCCACAUACCCCGAUCAGGGCAUCCAGAAAUCAAAUGUAGAUAGCGCGUUUAAGCCAUUAGUGAAAUACAUACAUCUAUUUCCCACAUUUUUGGAACUAGAACUGGGAUACGCCCCAUCUACGCAAGAAAUGGACAUUUUGUUUAACUGUGGCGUGCCCACACAUUUUUGUUACCCGCAAUAUUAUUCCAUCGACCGUACGGAUGAAAAACAAAAUAUAAUGGAAACGAUAGAAUUUUACGAAAAGACGUUGAAACGAGGCGUAAAGAGCACUUAUAUCGAUAUGUGUUGUGGCGAAACGAAAGACUUGGACUUGGCUUUCUUCGGAGAACUUCAGGGUGAAAUAGCAGACUUUAUCAAAAACAGUGAUAUGAAUAGUGAGGUUACAGAAGAUGAGGGUUCGGAAGAUAUUUCGAAAAUGUACAAGGAGCUGGAGGACUUGAAGAGAGAAACUGCAGAAAAAGUACAGCAAGAUCUGGCACUUGCUGAGGAUAUCAUGAGGGAGUUAGAUAUUAUAAAAUGUGAGGCAGAAGAGGAUGGCGCUGGACCGUUGGUUUGUGAAUCUGAGGAGAUUGAGGAAGAGAGUUCUGAAUCGACAGUGAAUAGUGCAGAAUUAACAGGCAGUCGUCCCGAGGACCAAGAAGUUUCCGAAAAAACGAAAUUCACGGAUUCGGAGGUAGUUAGUUUACCUGGCGUAGAAGAGGACAUACGAAAUGUUGAUGAAGUGCAUAGUAUUACUGGUAGUAAGAGCACAAAUCCGUUUUUAUCUGGUAUGCAUGAAGAAUCUGAAGAAGACAGUGGGCCGUCGGUGCUGAAUCCGAAUAACCCGUUCUUGUCGUACAUAGUAGGUUCUCGACCAUCAUCUAAUAAUAGUAGUGAGUCUACCUCUUAUGAAAGUUGCGUUGAGGAAGUUACGGUUGAACAAAAAUGGAUGGAUGAAAACAAAGAGGUCACUAUUGAACAGCGGUGGUUGAGCAGUGAUAACGAUGUUGUGCGAUUGGUGGAAUCUGUUUCAAUAACCAAUGCUACGGAUACUUCACAGGCGUCGACGGCAACACCGGAAAAAAGUUGUGGUUGUGCCAUCCAGACAAGCGAGAACGCAACUGGGCCUCUCAUUCCGCAUCAGGGUCCUCCCAUCCCUCCCAGUUUACCUUAUGGGGGUUACCAGCCACCCCAACAUUAUGGAGGUUAUCAACCUUGGUCGACUGCUUCAGAUUGUGCUCCAUUUGGGUACGGUCCCCGCUGUCCAGCACCAAGCUACGGUUAUCCUGACUAUAAUCCCAUGCAACCUUGGAUGAUGCAAAUGCUAUGGAGCAGGAUGCAGUUCAGAUCACAAUACAACCCAGGCAUGGGCCCAGCGUAUCACCAACAAGCUCCAUAUCAUCUGCAAGGAUCAUACCAGCAACAGUACCCGCCUAAAACCUCCCUCCGACCUCCUCCAGGGUUUUAUCCGCCCCUACCUCUCCCAAGUAGACCACCUUCCGUGGAUACCUCAACGCCGACAACUACACCGUGUCCACCACCUUCAGCGCCCUCAAAAGCGAUCGACUUUUACGAAGCUUACAAUCAAAGAUUAAUGCAACAGUUGCACGAUAAUUAAAAUGGGCCUGAGGAGCUGUGACAGGACAUUCUAUUCAGAUCCCUUUUAUUCCUCGUCAGAGCAAACACUAACGCGUUAUCGAUAAGAGAGUAGAAUAGGGUUUUCUUUUGGCGAAACUGGUGUUGCACUGUUAUGUUUAUGUUCUUUUGGUGCGUGCUUUGAAUUAGUUAAUGCAAAAUAUCGCACGAACUGGACGAGCUCGUUCUAGUGUAGUCAACUGGCAACAGUGUCUCAUUUCACAGCUUUGCGAGCAACCAUGCUUUGCAGCCAGCUUUCUCGUGUUUUUUCUCAUUGAGCGUGCACACCACGAAAAACUACGGCCAAUGCUGCUCGUGCUGUAAAAUGACCUCAAAUUUGACGCCUGGAGUACCAGUGGUGCUUUGACAGCGCUGCCAUGUUGUAGGUUUUUUCCUUAGUCGUGGGGAAUUUUUUGAGGAUAUAAUGUUCUGGGGGAGAUCACUCGUUUCGCGCAUAGAAAGCAUCCCCCCAUUCUUUGAAGCAAAACUACCCCUUUCCAUAAUUAACUGUGAUUGGUGGAUUUUUUUUGGGGGAAAAUGUGUCUAACACAUUUGGCGACGCUGUGCUUUGACAGAUCCGCCAUAUGAACACUUUUCUCCUUUUGUAUAUUCUGCAUUUUUAAUCUCUUGUAUCGUCGAUAUCGAUAAAUAUCGAUAUUUUUAGUUGUCGAUAUAUCGAUAUUUAUCGGUUUUCCGAUAUAUCGUUGCAUCCCUAGUCCGGCCACUUGAACCUACCUGCAUGUAUCUGUUUUUUACACCUAAUUUUGAUGAAUGAUAAAUAAUACUAGAGCAUAUUACAGGAGCAUUGCCUCUGCCAGGUAAUCUAUUCUACAAUUAUUUAUCAUUAAAGUUUUAUCAAAAAACAGAAACAUGCAAAUUGAAGUGGGCGGACCUUAGGCUCUUAGGAAAGUGUCUGUCAAAGCAUAGCAUUGCCAAAAGGGUUGGACAGAAUUUUUGAAUCUGUCAGAAUUGCUAAUUUUCAAAAAAAAAUACCCGAAUCAAAGGUAAUUGAUGGAAAGGGGUAUGUUUGGUUCAAAGAGCGCAGGAGUGCUUUCCAUCUGCGAAACGUGUGAUUUAAACCAGAACAGUAUAUCCCCAAAAGAUUGUGGAAAUCCUCCAAAUUUGGGGAAGAUCCCCCAACAUGGCAACCCUGUCAAAGCACCACAGGUGCUCCAGGCGUCAUGUUUCGCGGUCGUUUUUAUAGCACGGACAGUAUUGCCGUAGUUUCUCCUGGUAUAUCGGCUUCACGGACAAGAAAUUAAAGAACACUUUUCAUUGGGAGAUGACGGUACGAGACAGGAAAUGAUAACGUUCUAUGUCCUCUUCGGGACAAAUUUAGGAUAAACUUGGCAGAGAGUUUCAAACGAGGAAAGAGCACCAGCUUUAUCAGAAGAAAAGGUUAGAGGUAUUUGCAAGUUCAAGGAUCUAGUGUUCACGUGGGGAUAAAUCAGAUUUGAAUUGAGUUUAUGUACGUUGUAUGGUUGAAGCUUAGGUCAAAAGUGAUGGGGCAAUCAGACAGAUAGUUUAUUCAAACAAUAAAAUUAAAGUUAAUUUAUUUGACAUGUUUGGUUGCCGCAUGAUAAAUUUUUUCUUGAAAUGUAGAAAGUCGUGUUCCUUACUGACAUGCUAAUAUUUAAGCAGGUGGUUCUUGGAACAAAAUCAUAUGAAUAUAUAUGUCCUAAAUGUCUUAACCUUCGAUAUACAGACUUUUUUCCGAAAACUUUACCGCCCUAUUUCUCAAAGGUCAAGACGUUUAGGACAUACGGUCAUGUGAAUUUUUUUCUUAAAAGGGGCCCACGACUCAUUUUCUUAAAUAUAAGCAUGCGAUUAAGGAACUACCUGUAUUUAAAAAAAUGUUUCGAUCGUGUUUUAAUAUUGACGAGUAGGUUAACGAAGGUUAAUUCUGAAAAAGAUUGUCACUUUAUAUAUUUGCCCUAAUGCUUUUGAUCAAGGCUGCAUCUAAAGUACUAAUCGCAGUUUGACGAUAUGUGCAUUAUUUUGUACAAUGACUUAUAGAGAUCUCCCUGUUGUGAUGGAAUUAAUUAUGUGUCUUAAUGCAAUCUUCUGUAGCUCUGUUUUGCAUAGAAGCAAAAUUUGUGUUUCCAUGCUUGUUUAUAGUAUAAAAAUUGUUUUCUUUAUGGUUCGUUAAAAAAAGUUAAUUUGCGCCUAUUUUGUAUAUUAUUACUGAAAACUGCUAGUUAUUUAUUUUAGAUCUGUAUGUUCCGCAUCGGUACAUUAUUUUAAGCGUUGAUUUCUUUUGUAUGUGUAAAUACAGUUUUUUUUUGUAUGAUGUAAGUUAGAG